AUGCCUCUAUCCUUGGAUACUCAUAUAUUUGGAUCAAAAGGACCAAGAAAAAUAACAAUUUUAUUGUAUAAUGUUGAAAAACCUAUUCAUCCAUUAAAGGAAAAUGAAACAAUUAUUGAAGAAUGGCGAGCUGGACGUGCAACUGAUUUAAUUGAGAUAAAAAAUAAAACACCAGUAUAUAAUGAAGAAAGUAAAAUAUAUAGUCUUGCAUUACUUGAAAAUCAUGCAAUACAACCAUCGCAUAAAAAUUUUCAAUUAGUGAUUACAAAUGGAGAUCGUAUGAUGUUUUUUUUUU
Rotaria sordida is the source of this 295-nucleotide messenger RNA. The record is from the annotation of a GenBank genome assembly. NCBI's taxonomy places the organism in Eukaryota, Metazoa, Rotifera, Eurotatoria, Philodinida, Philodinidae.